CAAAAGGUCUUGAGCUUCCUCUCUAGCCAACGGUCGUACACGAGCAUCCUUUGCUCUACUGCUUGUCAUCUUGGCGUUGCAGAUAGGCAUCAGAUCAAUGUCAAAACCCUAAUCUUCUUUCUGAUUCGCCUCCGGCCCGCUCUCUGCUGCUCUCUUCCGGUUCCAGGUUGCUGCUCCUCCCCAGUCGUCGAUCGACGGGGCUCCGAGGAUUCACCACGUUCAAGUCGAAGAUGGCAUCGGAGCCUUUCACUUUUGGACCUUACAAGAUCGACCCGGCGGAAGUGUUUUACACCACCUCUCUGUCCUUUGCCAUGGUCAAUUUGCGUCCUGUUAUUCCCGGUCAUGUGCUCAUCUGCCCGAGGCGUGAAGUAAAGCGCUUUGUUGAUCUUAGUGCUGAUGAGACUCUUGAUAUAUGGCUUGCUGCAAAGAAAGUUGGUGGUCAGUUGGAACACUAUCACAAUGCAUCAUCUCUGACUUUUACAAUUCAAGAUGGGCCACAAGCUGGACAGACUGUGCCACAUGUCCACAUUCAUAUUCUCCCUCGCAAGGCUGGUGAUUUUAAGGAGAAUGAUGAGGUCUAUGAUGCUAUAGAUGAGAAGGAGAAGGAACUGAAGCAAAAGCUCGACUUAGAUAAGGAAAGGAAAGAUCGGAGCUUUGAGGAGAUGGCCCGGGAAGCAGAGGAAUACAGAAAGCUUUUCCUCUGAGACAGGCUCUUGGAUUGGGCAGGAUGGCUUGUUGUCUCAGCCGAUUCUUUUCCUUGUGAACGUCCCUCCAUUAGCUUUAGGUGCAUGCAUUGUUGGUCCUCAACCAGAAGAAACAUUCAUUUGCUUGUUAUUUGGCUUGAAAUGAUUUGUGAAUGAGUUUAGCACUGUUGGAGGGUGAUGCGACUGGUUGGAGCAACUAUGAAAUAGCUGAUUAUACUUGUAUGACUUGAUGUUCUCAAUCUUAUUUUUGAAACUAACGAUGGAUUUUUCUUGGAAAAA
This is a messenger RNA of Rhodamnia argentea, 983 nucleotides long. RefSeq names its product bifunctional bis(5'-adenosyl)-triphosphatase/adenylylsulfatase FHIT. Lineage: Eukaryota; Viridiplantae; Streptophyta; Magnoliopsida; Myrtales; Myrtaceae. The record is from RefSeq and is a predicted model, not a curated record. Gene Ontology annotation, molecular function: catalytic activity. The transcript has 6 exons. Bases 231 to 704 code for a protein of 157 amino acids.